AAUGAAUAUUGAUAAUGAGGAGUGAUCUUAACCUAUUUAUUUGUUAGUUUCAAUCAAUAAUCUUCACAAAAUUUUACAAACUAAUUGAUAAAAUGUCUAAUAAAUUUUUAUAUUUUGCAUAUGGAAGCAAUAUGUUAAUGAAAAGAAUACAUAUUAAUAAUCCAACUGCAAUACGAAAAGAUAUUGGUUUUUUAAAGAAUUUCAGAUUAGAUUUUUUAACACAUUCAAAAAGAUGGGGUGGAUGCUCAGCAACAAUUGUACCCACGAAAGAUUAUGUUGUAUGGGGAGCAAUUUGGGAAUUAGAUGAAUGUAAUAUGUGUACUUUAGACAAUCAAGAAGGUGUUGCAGAUAAAUUAUACUUUCCAUUAGUAGUUGAUAUAGAAACGGUUACUGGUAAAAUAUUAAAAUGCAGAGUGUAUCAACAAUGCAAAAAUCCAGAUGAACAUAUAAAAUUACAUUUAUUACCAAUACACAGAAGACCUUCACCAUUAUAUUUAGAAACAAUAAUAAAAGGUGCAUAUGAAAGUCAUUUACCACACGAUUAUAUUAAAUUCUUAGAAACAAUUCCACCUAAUGGAUAUAUGGGAGAAUAUGAUAUUGGACUUCCUUUACAAGAAGUUUAGAUUCAAGAAUCUUAUGAUUCUUUAAAUGUUUCUGGACACGAGGAUCAUUCUCUAUUAAGUUAAGAGCUGUCUCAAGUGAUAAUUUUUCUAUUUCGUAUUUGAAUAUUUUAAUUGUUGUAUACAGUACACCAUUUAUCUGAUAAUAUAUAAAAUAUUACAAUUAAUGAUAUUUAUAUA
Messenger RNA from Apis dorsata (giant honeybee), 800 nucleotides. RefSeq names its product gamma-glutamylcyclotransferase-like. Gene Ontology annotation, molecular function: gamma-glutamylcyclotransferase activity. The coding region runs from base 93 to 623 and encodes 176 amino acids. NCBI's taxonomy places the organism in Eukaryota, Metazoa, Arthropoda, Insecta, Hymenoptera, Apidae. The transcript has 4 exons. The record is from RefSeq and is a predicted model, not a curated record.